UUUACUGUAUUUUUCUGGGUUUUUCAUAAUUUUGUUGUUAUCAGUAAUUAGGGUUUUAAGGGUGAAAACCCACAUUUCUUGGUUAAUUGGCUUGGGGGAGGAGUCAUGGGGGAUAAAAGAGGGCCACUCUCCCUCCCUCAGUCAGUUCCAACCUGGACCUGGAAGAGGAAGCACUCUUCAAACUUUCUUUAUUUGGGAACACUAAUUAAACACUCAAAAAACAUCCUUCUGACUACGCCAUCGUUAUUACAAUAAGAUAGAACCCCGUCACAUGUGGUGUCAGAAGUGGGAUGGCUGGUCGAAGAAAGAGAAAGGGGCUCCGUUCCCAGAGAAAGUUUGAAGAGGAGGCUGAUGGCAGUGCAGAAGAGACACUCCAUGAAGAGGGCGCUGCUGUGCAACCUAUGGGUGAACUCUUGGGCUUGAUGAGGGACUUUAUGGCGGGCCAGCAGAAGAGAGAGGAGGGACUGCUAGAGGAGAUACGCAACCUCCAUGUAACGCUGCGCUCACCUUCUCCUGCCAGAUCUGGGAGUCAAGGCCCCAGUGAGGACAGUCCCAGCCCACGGUUUGCACUGCCAACCCCUGCACCUUCCAGGCGACCGCAGGGGGAGUCAACAACACUACACCGGCCAGAGGAGAACGCUAGCAGUCUGGAGUUAGCGCCACCUCUGGAGUGGAGACCAUACAGUGUGGAGCCGAAGAUACCUCCAUACCAGAGUGGAGAGGAUAUAGAGAACUAUCUGCUCCGUUUUGAGAGAAUUGCAAAGACUUGGAAAUGGCCAGAGACUGAGUGGGCAUGCCGCCUUGUGCCACUCUUGUCGGGGAAAGCGUUGGAAGCGUACACGGCCAUGGAUGAGGAUGAGGCUCACUGCUAUAGGGAUUUAAAAUCAGCCCUGUUAGAGAAAUUUGACAUUUCCCCUGAAACAUACAGGCAACGGUUCCGCUGUCCCACAGUUCCAUCAGGAGAGACCCCUACCGAGACAUACCAUCGCCUCAAAAGCCUGUACCGGAGGUGGGUUCGUCCUGAGCAGCUCACCAAGGAGCAAAUCGGAGAGAUGAUCAUCCUGGAGCAGCUUCUCCGAGUCCUGCCAGCCGACGUCCGCACCUGGGUCCGAGAGCAUGAACCUGAGGAUGGCCUGACCGCAGCGAAGUUGGCUUUGCAGCACCAGAACGCCCGUCGAGGGGGACCUCCGCGUUUCACCAGCUCAACACCAAGGUCGUCGCAACAUCCACCACCACCACAGCAGAUCGGAGGGACCAGCCACGACUCUCGAGGUACUCCCAGCUCUUCCACCAGCCAGCCAGCGACCGGUAAGCCAUUCGUUUGCUAUUACUGUCGACAGCAGGGUCACAAAGCGUCUGUGUGCCCAGUUCGCAAAGACAAACUCACUGGGGCCUGCUAUGCACCCCGUGAGGAGGGUGAACUGGUUGGCGCCCAUGGCUUGAAGGAGCGUACCUUAAAAACUGUGACUUUAAAUGGCCAGCGGGUGACUGCACUAUUGGAUAGUGGUAGUUUUACAUCCCUGGUGAAGGAAAGCUAUGUACCUGUGAACUCUGUGGACUAUGGCCUGAAAACUGACAUUGUGUGUGUCCAUGGUGAUAGCCAUGCAUACCCCAAAGCCGAAGUGACUGUGGUAAUUGAUGAACAACCAUACCUAAUGACUGUUGCUGUGGUAGAGAACUUACCUGUAGACCUUGUCCUUGGAACUGACUUACCUGUACUGUUAGACCUCUUGCAGGGAUCAGAAUGUGAUCUCACAGGUCACAGGCCAAAACUGGUGUUGAACCCCUGCCUGACCUAG
Molecule: messenger RNA, 1799 nt
Organism: Boleophthalmus pectinirostris (great blue-spotted mudskipper)
Lineage: Eukaryota; Metazoa; Chordata; Actinopteri; Gobiiformes; Gobiidae
Exons: 2
Coding region: 291-1799 (502 amino acids)
Molecular function (GO): zinc ion binding; nucleic acid binding
Source: RefSeq, a predicted model, not a curated record